AAAUUAUCCCAGACUCUCCCUGUCGCUCUCGCUCUCUCUCUCUCUCUCUCCCUCUCUCUCUCUCUCUCUCUCUCUGUUAUCCUCUGGUCAAUAACAUGUAUAUUUCGCAACAUGUACCAGAAUUUUGACAGAUUAAUCAUCCCAUCUCUCCACGUCCCAAUAACAAGAGAAACAAAAACCAUGAGGCUCCAAAAUUCUAUGCCUCACGGUAACGCCAUUUGCCGACAUGGACGCUACUAUCCCAUCUGAGGGAUCACCGCAGUCCCAGCCUCUGGUCAGGAGUCUCUCCCUGGAUCCUAACUCACACCUCCAAGGGCCUCAGGCCGAGCCUACUGGGGGUCUCAGAAUCUCCGAGGAGGUGCCAAUGCCUUCCAAGAAACCGCCUGGCCUCAAACCUCAGGUGCCCCCGAAGCCGUCCCACCUCUGCCGGACCCGAUUGUUGGAGCCUAUACCCCCUGCCCCCCGCAGACCGCUGCCCGCUGACCCCAGGGGAGCUCAGUCCACCCCUGGUACUGGACGCCAAGCUGGCACCCUGGCACGGGUCUCCACCCUCAUUGACAAGUUUGAAAGGGAGCAGACCUCUCUGGGAGGAGAAUUGAACCCUCCGACCGCCUCACCCUCGGCUGAGGGGGGCUGUGCCCUUCCGGAAAGUUCCGGGAACGUGAGGACCGACCGUCUGAACUCUCUGGAGUCCGGCAUCUGCAUGAGCGAGGCGGCCAAUCGGCUCCUGGACUUUGCGGAGGGCUCGGAGGCUGUGGGAGGCGGCGCGGAGAGAGGGAGAGGGACUUCCUCCUCCGCCUCCUCUUCCUCCUCGUUCUCCUCCUCCGCCUCCCUCAAACCCUCGAACAGGGACAGCGGUAUUAGCAGUCUCAGUUCUCCUUGCAACAGCGAGGAGCUCUGCUUUGCUGCCGACGAGGCUCUCGAGCCCCCCUCCCGGCCCCUGCCCCGAAUCCCCGGGCAUGCGGCCCCUCCCCAGGCACCCGGGAGACACUCCCCCCGCCACCCCCGGGACUCCGAGGGCGACAGCGAGCUGGAGGAGGAAGAGGAGGAGGUGGAGGGACAGCAGGCUGGGGGACCCGCGAUGCCUCCCCUAGCCGAGCGGCAGGACUCUGCAGAUCUUAUUAAGGAGAAAAACAAUCGACAAAUCGCCCCCAGGUUGGCAUUUACGCGGUGA
Messenger RNA from Rhincodon typus (whale shark), 1174 nucleotides. RefSeq names its product FYVE, RhoGEF and PH domain-containing protein 1-like. NCBI's taxonomy places the organism in Eukaryota, Metazoa, Chordata, Chondrichthyes, Orectolobiformes, Rhincodontidae. The coding region runs from base 227 to 1174 and encodes 315 amino acids. The record is from RefSeq and is a predicted model, not a curated record. The transcript is spliced from 5 exons.